UUUCAUCUGGAAUGAAGACCGCAAACCCAGACCAGCCAUCAGCAAACUGAAAUUUGCGCUUGCUUGUGCUGUGCUGCUCGUCGUUUUUGUCUUGACUUUUUGUGAAAGGAUUUGCCUGAUUUUUGACCGGUAAUUGAACAAAAUUUGUGCAAAUUGUGUUGAAACUAUAGCCGUGUAAUUGUGAACGUAUUUUUAUGUGACCAAUCAAUAUUUCCGGUUUUUCGCUUUUCCGCUGAGGAUCCACGGUCAUCUUGGAAGUGGCAGGAUAAUUAACGUAGCGAAGUCCGGAAGUUUAUUGGUUGACGAAUUUUCCGUUGAAAGCGCGGAACAGCCGUACAAUUCCCAUUGUUUCUAAAAAAUGAGAAAGACGCGGCAAGCCGCAGAAUUUACGGAACUGAAGGACUUAGUACAUCAGCUUCGUGUAUCUGAUCUGCAGCAACUACUUGGGGAAAAUAAUAUCAGCCGAAGUGGUCGUAAGAGCGAACUGAUUGAACGUGUACUGAUAUUAGUUCGUCAAAAUAUCUCGGUCCUAAAAUACAAAGUUCGAGACCUCCACAAAAAAGCUCAAGAAGAAGAAGAAUUGCUUAAACAAGCAGCUAAGACUCCGGUGAUAACAGCUCAACCAGUUCAACCUCCACCACCUGUUCUUCCCCCAGAACCACCUGUAAUCUCGCGUGUAGUGCAGGGAAUGUAUCAGCAACAGUAUGCAAAUGCAGUUCAGAACGAUAACCGUGGCGGGCCGGUUCACGCAAACGGAAUCGUUCCUAUCCCAUACCCGGAAACCACUCCAAACCCGGGUUAUCCAAUACAUCCUGAUGUAAAGCUAAAGAAGCUUGCAUUCUUUGACGUUCUAGCAACGUUACUGAAACCAGCUACUCUCGUGCCGAGUAAUACAACGCAGCGUAUCCAAGAGGGCUCAUUUUUCUUCCACUUGACGCCUCAGCAAGCGACCGAUAUUGCAACUAACAGGGAUAUUCGAAAUGUCAACAAAAUCGAACAUACCAUUCAGGUUCAGUUACGGUUUUGUUUGCUGGAGACAUCUUGUGAACAAGAAGAUUACUUUCCACCUAAUAUUGUUGUCAAGGUUAACAACAAAUUGUGCCCACUUCCGAACCCCAUUCCCACGAAUAAGCCUGGGGUAGAGCCAAAACGCCCUCCGAGGCCGGUGAAUAUAACACCAAAUGUGAAGCUAUCGCCACUAGUGGCGAAUCACAUCGCUGUAUCCUGGUGUACAGAGUACAAUCGAGGAUAUGCAGCCGCAUGCUACCUUGUUCGAAAAUUAACGUCCUCUCAGCUUCUGCAACGUAUGAAAACAAAGGGAGUAAAACCAGCAGACUAUACACGAGCGCUAAUUAAAGAAAAGUUGAAUGAAGAUGCAGAUUGCGAAAUUGCAACGACUAUGUUGAAGGUUUCUCUAGUCUGCCCGCUAGGAAAAAUGCGAAUGGCGACACCUUGCAGAUCUUCGACAUGCUCGCAUUUGCAGUGCUUUGAUGCAUCGCUGUAUCUACAGAUGAAUGAACGAAAACCUACUUGGAACUGUCCAGUUUGCGAUAAGCCAGCCAUCUAUGAUAAUCUUGUUAUCGAUGGCUAUUUCCAAGAAGUUCUUGCGUCAAACAAGUUGUCUAGUGAAGAUAACGAAAUUCAACUUCAUAAGGACGGAUCGUGGAGUACUCACGUUAAAAGCAACGAUCUGUGCAAUUUGGACACACCGAGCAAACCAGUUCAAAAAGUCGAGGUCAUUUCGGAUGAUAUUGAGUUAAUCACGACAGAUCCACCAAAAUCGAGCAUCAACCAAACUAGUGUUAUUUCCAGUAGCGAACCUUCCUCAACAACAGCUCCCUCGGGUGAUACGGUGGACUUAACGUUGAGCGAUUCUGAUGACGAUCUCCCUCUGAAACGUAAAACAGUCACACGUACUGCCCCGGGGGGUCAGGGUGGCACUAAUGUAACUACCUCGAGUGCCACCACUGCUGCAAGUACGACAAGUUCUGCUGCAACUGUUGUCACUGCAACCGCUUCGACUGUAUCUAAGCCAAAAAUGAAUGAAGAUGCAUCGCAAUCUGUUAUAUCUCUAGAUUCCCCAUCUCCACCAUCGACCCCCAAUCCACCAACAUACAAUAGCGGGGUUUCAGCGAUGUCUAAUAAUGUUUCAUCUACCACUGCUAGUACGCCAACCAUUCCAUACCAGUUGCCGAUAAGUCCACUAGAACAAGCUAGCAAUUUACAACUCAAUCCACUAGCACUUAAUAGAUAUGAACCUGCGCCGGAUGAUUUGCAGUCGUACAUUUACAAUCGGCUAAUUAAUGAUGCGCAAGAACUUUCCUACCUUACCAGUCAGUGGAGUGUACAAGGUUAUAUGCAUGGUGCAACGAAUGGCGAGGAUAUGCACAAUUUGCAUCAUUGAAAUAGCAUAUAAGUGUAUGCAAGAUGUUGCUACAUCAACUGCUUUAACGACUAAGACCAUGAGCGUACAUAACAAUAGUUUUACAAUAUAGUGAUCAAAUGUAAGAUGAAACAAAAGAAUUUUUCAAAAAAUAUCUAAAAUCUCAAUUAUGUGUAAGGAUGAAUGUACAUGAAUUACGUCUCUCAACUAUGGGCCUUAAAUAAUUAAACAAAUGCUAGAGGAUCCAUUAAAAACAACGGUUUUAAAAUAAAUUCAGCGUGACGUAAUUGAUGAGCAUUUUAUGGUCCCUUUCUCAUAAUUGAACUCAGUUCUAUGAAGUGUUUACGCGAACAAAUAUAUUUUGAAUAGUUUUCUGGAUGAUUAUAUACAACACAAUUGUAAUAAAACUAGAAAAACAUGA
Messenger RNA from Armigeres subalbatus, 2804 nucleotides. RefSeq names its product E3 SUMO-protein ligase PIAS2 (gene Su(var)2-10). Gene Ontology annotation, molecular function: SUMO ligase activity; transcription coregulator activity; zinc ion binding. Gene Ontology annotation, biological process: regulation of transcription by RNA polymerase II; protein sumoylation. The coding region runs from base 359 to 2404 and encodes 681 amino acids. Gene Ontology annotation, cellular component: chromatin. The transcript is spliced from 12 exons. NCBI's taxonomy places the organism in Eukaryota, Metazoa, Arthropoda, Insecta, Diptera, Culicidae. The record is from RefSeq and is a predicted model, not a curated record.